Messenger RNA from Debaryomyces fabryi, 1269 nucleotides. It is a transcript of the gene HST3, whose product is annotated as NAD-dependent histone deacetylase. Bases 1 to 1269 code for a protein of 422 amino acids. Gene Ontology annotation, molecular function: NAD+ binding. Lineage: Eukaryota; Fungi; Ascomycota; Pichiomycetes; Serinales; Debaryomycetaceae. The record is from RefSeq and is a predicted model, not a curated record. The transcript has a single exon.
AUGAAAACUAUAGAUUUAUCUGGGGAAAUACCUAGUCAUGAGCAAAUUAAAUUAGGUGAAGUCUCCAAGAUCAUUUUUAAAGCAAGGAAGACAGUCGUGUUAACGGGAGCUGGGAUAUCUUGCAAUGCAGGUAUUCCAGACUUUAGAUCAAGUGAUGGGUUGUAUAAUAUGGUGAAAAGUAAGUUUCCUAAGAAAAUAGUGAAGGGUCAAGACUUGUUCGACAUAUCGAUUUUCAGAGAUGAGGUAACUCUCCUGUUGUUUUGUACUUUUAUGGAGUCGUUGUACCUGUCCAGUAUUGAUGCAAAGCCGACUGAAACACAUCGGUUUAUUAAGAUAUUGAAAGAGAAAAAGAAGUUGCUCCGUUGUUACACACAGAAUAUCGAUGGUUUGGAAGAUAAGAUGAAUUUGAAAAUGGGGAUCAACUUGAGUGAGUUUGAUUGUAAUGGACCAUUUAACAAGACGUGGCAGGACUUGGAUGUGGUUCAGUUGCAUGGAAAUAUCAACAACCUUGCAUGUACCCAGUGUUUCCAUAGUUUUAACUGGAACGUCGAAUACAGAGAGCAAUUUUCGAAUGGAUCCAACCCGGAGUGUAAGAACUGUUAUUUGAAGUAUCAGGAAAGGUUGUAUCUGGGUAAGCGUUUGACAGGCAAUAUUGGUAUGUUAAGGCCAAAUAUUGUGUUGUACGGAGAGAACCACCCGCAAGCGGAAAUUCUAGCCAACGGACUUAAUAAAGAUGUGAAUUUAAAGCCUGAUUUGUUUAUUAUAAUGGGUACUUCUUUGAAAGUCGACGGGAUCAAGAAGUUGGUGAAGACUUUGGCCCAAUCGGUGCACAAUAGAGGUGGCACAGUCCUUUUCGUGAACAAGACUCCUAUAUCACAAGCCAUGUGGAGCAACAUUAUAGACUACGAAAUUCUAUGCGAUUGUGAUGAGUUUGUAAAAUUGUUGAAAUACGAAAUCCCCGACCUUUUCCUUACUCAAGAGCAAUUGGAUUCAAAGAAGUUAAACCAAAACUUGAUGUCAUCUCCAUUAACCAAAGCUCAAAUAAAGAAAGAGCAAAUCCUGAAGUCUCAAUGCAAAAAGCCUACAAAAGCCUAUGUCAAGAAGGAGCCUAUACGGCGGGUUAAAAAAGAGUCUACGAGGCGAACAAUUAAGAAAGAGACCUCGAUACCGUCGCAUAUAAAACAGGAAAAUUCCCAAGCAUUCGAAUCCGUACAAAAAUCCUUAUGUGAAGAGAGGAAACAGCAUAUCAAACUAGAAAGCUCUAUCUAG